Molecule: messenger RNA, 3248 nt
Organism: Nasonia vitripennis (jewel wasp)
Lineage: Eukaryota; Metazoa; Arthropoda; Insecta; Hymenoptera; Pteromalidae
Product: protein BCCIP homolog
Exons: 5
Coding region: 1953-2873 (306 amino acids)
Biological process (GO): mitochondrial DNA replication; response to UV; error-prone translesion synthesis
Cellular component (GO): mitochondrial matrix; nucleus
Molecular function (GO): chromatin binding; DNA-directed DNA polymerase activity
Source: RefSeq, a predicted model, not a curated record
AGAGUGCUACCAUUUACGCACCCAGCGGAUAGUAAAUAUCUUAUUGUAUACUUCAGUGCUACACAAUAACUUAACCUAUACGUUAUACAGUGUUAUAUGUUCCUACUAUUCAUUUAUUGAUUGAUAGGUAUUAAUGUUGUAAACGAUGUCAGAUUGGUGGUAUGACAUGAAAUUUUAUUCAUUAAAAUUCAUGUUGGAGAAAUAUGGGCAAUUUAGUAACAAAUUUGGAAUGCUGUGUAUAGCUCGAGAAGAAAAUGUUACCGGAAAAAGAGUUUACUUCAUUGCCAGUUUGAAUAAGUUUUUGUAUCAUUAUCCAAUUAUGUCUAACCGGCAUUAUUACGAGAUAAUUACAGACAAAUCUACGAUUUACUUCGAUCUCGAGUAUAAUCGAUCAGAUUCUUUUUUUAUCAACGACGAGAAAGGAUUCACUCUUUUCAUAGAAUUAUUGAAACAAUUUCUUCUGGCUAAGUUUCCUAACAUUCAAGCAAAUGAAAUUUAUUAUCUAACGCUGGACGCUUCUAAUCAUAAGAAAUUUAGUCGACACGUUAUAGUUCGAUUAAUUAGUAAAAAUACGGAAUAUAUACACAAUAACAAUUUCGAUGCCUUGCGUGCUCUUAUGCUAGAAUUCAGAGACUUUAUCAUUGGGUUCGUGUUUGGUAUAAAUUACGAUGCAAGUAUGUAUCGAAAUAUUGACAUUUCAAAUGGAAAAUAUUUACGAAAGUAUCAAAAAAACGUCGACAUAUCAGAGCAAGAUCUUUGCUAUGAUAAAUUCGCUUCGGAAUAUUCAACUAAGAAUGCCAAAGAAAUUGUAAUAUUCUUAGCUGAUGGUUUAUUUAUUGAUUACAAAGUCUAUGACAGGAACAGAAACUUUCGGUUGAUGGAUUCUUCCAAAAAGAAUGACGAAUCCAGAAUAUUAAAAUUCAAGCCGAAUCUGUCAGUUUUACCGUUCAAGAACUUAAAGUCUGAUAAUGUUUUGCGAUUCUCUUUUAUAUCAAAACCAUUUUGCAGUAAUAGAAAGUUCAUUCGAUCAGAUAUGAAAAAUAAUAACGCUGAUCUCAAUGAUACUACAAUCGUUGCUGUCAAAAAAGCAUCAUUGUUGAAAUUUGUUCCAGAUGAAUUAACUAUUGAUCAAACAUUAAAUUUGCAGAAGGCCUGUAAAACAAUUGAAUCACUUUCAUUUUCAAUUACUCAAAUAUCUAGAGUUUAUCAUGAUAUAUUUUGUAUCAAUGUUUUCGAACGUUUUUGUAUAAUUGAAAAGAAGUUAAACCGAAAAAACCGUGUAUAUUUUAUAUACAAUAUAAAUAGUUCCGUUAUACGAUUUAAGUGUUUUGAUUGUGGCAAAUCAAAAUUUUCAGAUAUUCCAGUUUCAGAAUUGUGAAUAGUUUUUAAUAAAAGUGAUGGGCACUUAAUCAAAAUAAGCUUUUCAAUUGAUUCUUUAUUACCAACUCAAAAACAUCAAAAUUCCACAUUCCUAUUCUACAAUCAAUUUACUUGAUGUACUCGCCCCCUACCGUCGAACGACGGUCGUCGCGAAUUUCGUUAUCCGGCGACUUUCUACGUUCUUCAACGUGCUCUUAACCUCUCGUACGACAGAUUUGUCUGCUAUUUUUUUUAUUUAUACUUGUUUCUCAUAUUAAACGUUAAAAUUCCCGUGUUUUGAGGACAGAUUAAAUUUUCUUGUAUUUUUUACUUGCAAUAUGCACAUAUUUUGAUAAAUUUUACGACAGAUUACUAUUUUUAAUCAUCUGUCGUAAGUAUAACAAGGGCCAUUUAUAUACCCCUAUCUGCGCGCCGACAAUAUACAUAUAGGUAUACACAGCAGCACAUAAGGUGACUAUAACGCGGGUUCCGACUUGUAAACUCGGGUUAGCAACUGGCAGACUGGCAGUAGUCUCGCGCGACGGGUUGGCGCAGCGCUGUGUGUACUACUGUACUGUGUGUUAUAAGUGAAAAUGGCCGCCCCGGUAAAGAGACGCGAAUUGCAGCGCGAGGUCGACAAAAAUCAGCGCGACGAUGAGGAGGACAGCAUCGACGAGUCCAGCGGCGAGGAGAACGACAACGACGUCGCCGACGAGCAGGGAAUGGAAAUUCAAGUAGACUUUGAAGGGCGUAAUCCUCAAGAUCCAGAUUUUCAUGGAAUUAAAACCCUUCUACAACAACUUUUCUUGAAGGCUCACAUCGAUCUUGGAAGCUUGACGGAUUUGAUAAUUCAACAAAAUUAUGUCGGUUCAGUAGUCAAACAAUCGCAGGAUGAAGCAGAGUCUGAUGAUGAGGACGAUGAUGUAAAUGAUGUAUUCGGUAUUACUACGGUCAUCAAUGUUUCAGACAGACAGAAUGUACCUUGCAUUCAGGAACUGAGAGACUUAUUAAAGCAACUUGCCAAUGAACACGCAACCGACUCCACAAAUGCCAUGAUCAAAAACGUACUCGAGAACGACGCUGCCGCUUUGGGACUUUUAAUUAACGAACGAUUCGUCAACAUUCCUGCGCAGAUUUCUGUGCCCCUCCUUGAAAAUCUCAUUUCGGAAAUGAGCAGAGCAGCCAACAAGAAAAUGCCGUUCGAUUUCUCUUACUACAUUCUCAUUUGCAAACUUUACAAGACCAACGAGGAGAACCAGAAGAAAAAGAACAAGAGCAAACGAAAAAAUGCCACCGAAGAGCCAAACGUAAUUUGGAGCAACCCCGAGGAGGAAAUAUUCGCAGAGGAGGCUGAUUGCAGUUUUGAAUUCUCCGUGGAAAAGGACUCGGAUAACGGAUUGUCUGGCGCAUGGACCGAGGACGACUACGAAAUGGUUCCCUACAGGCGGGUAUUGCUUUUCGAAUCCGCCAAACUGCAGCAAAUAAUCGACAAGAUCAAGACUCAGCUUUCGUAAAUCUGUGCAAGCCUAUUCGAUGAUAUUCGAGACGGUUGUGACUGAAAAAGUAUAUUUUUGUUGCGAGAAAAUAUAUUUUGUACUUUUUGAUUGCCUGUGAAGAUAUAGUCGUGAGUAGGAAAAGAUAGUCGUAUAUUUUUCUGCAUUUUUCCACGACUUCGUAUAUAGUCAUUGAGAGAAGAAAUUUGUACCACAUCAUGAAUAGCACACACACGCUUAUCGAUCGCUUCUUAUUGUCUUGCUUGCCUUCGUCGAGACGGAUUCCUGUAAUUUUUAUAAUAUGAAGUCGGUAGAAAAAAGAUUUAUUAGACACAUGUACUCAUAACGAAAACGAUUUAUAAUUGUAUUUAUGUAAUAAAUCCUAUAAUAAUAACA